Messenger RNA from Oryza brachyantha (malo sina), 1796 nucleotides. RefSeq names its product divinyl chlorophyllide a 8-vinyl-reductase, chloroplastic. The coding region runs from base 190 to 1434 and encodes 414 amino acids. Gene Ontology annotation, molecular function: oxidoreductase activity. The record is from RefSeq and is a predicted model, not a curated record. Lineage: Eukaryota; Viridiplantae; Streptophyta; Magnoliopsida; Poales; Poaceae. The transcript has a single exon.
AAUUUUUGGUUUGGUUUGAUCGUUUUGUCCAAAAGAUCAAGUGACGUCAGCGCAAUCACGCUCCCGGAUUUGGUCGCGACGCCACCACCACAAACGCUCGCCGGCCGGCUCCCCUCCUCCUGAUCCUGCCGGCCUCCACGUCGCCCUCCGUCUCCCGCAUUCCGUCGAACGCCUCCUGCCCGCCCCGCCAUGGCCGGCCUCCUCCUCUCCUCCCACCUCGCCGCCGCCGCCGCCUCUUCCUCCUCCUCCUCCACUAGCUCCGCCUCUGCUCGACCGGUGCACCGCCUCGUCUCCUUCCGCGCUGCCGCCCCAAAGGGUGGCCUUCGGGGCGGCGUUGUCGUCGCAUCCUCUGUCCCGCCCUCGCCGCCGCCUGCCGCACCGGCAGCUGCAGCGGCAUCGGCGCGGUCCUUCCGCUCAAUGGCCCCGUCGGAGACCACCGUGCUCGUCACGGGCGCCACGGGCUACAUCGGCCGGUUCGUCGUCCGCGAGCUCCUCCGCCGCGGCCACCCCGUGGUCGCGGUAGCGCGCUCCCGGAGCGGCCUGCGCGGCCGGAACGGCCCGGAGGAGGUCGUCGCCGACCUCGCCCCAGCGCGCGUGGUCUUCUCCGACGUCACCGACGCGGACGCGCUCCUCGCCGACCUGUCCACGCACGGGCCCAUCCACGCCGCGGUGUGCUGCCUCGCCAGCCGCGGCGGCGGCGUCCAGGACUCGUGGCGCGUGGACUACCGCGCCACGCUCCACACCCUCCAGGCCGCGCGGGGCCUCGGCGCCGCCCACUUCGUGCUCCUCUCCGCCGUCUGCGUCCAGAAGCCGCUCCUCGAGUUCCAGCGCGCCAAGCUCAGGUUCGAGGACGAGCUCGCCGCCGAGGCGUCCCGCGACCCGUCCUUCACCUACAGCAUCGUUCGCCCCACCGCCUUCUUCAAGUCCCUCGGCGGCCAGGUCGACACCGUCAAGAACGGCCAGCCCUACGUCAUGUUCGGCGACGGGAAGCUCUGCGCCUGCAAGCCCAUCAGCGAGGAGGACCUCGCCGCCUACAUCGCCGACUGCAUCUUCGACGAGGACAAGGCCAACAAGAUCCUCCCCAUCGGCGGGCCGGGGAAGGCGCUGACGCCGCUGGAGCAGGGGGAGAUGCUGUUCCGGCUGCUGGGGCGCGAGCCCAAGUUCAUCAAGGUGCCGAUCCAGAUCAUGGACGCCGCCAUCUGGGUGCUCGACGGGCUCGCCAAGGUGUUCCCGGGGUUGGAGGACGCGGCGGAGUUCGGCAAGAUCGGGAGGUAUUACGCGUCGGAGAGCAUGCUGGUGCUGGACCCGGAGACCGGCGAGUACAGCGACGAGAAGACGCCGAGCUACGGCAACGACACGCUCGAGCAGUUCUUCGAGCGGGUGAUCAGGGAGGGCAUGGCCGGGCAGGAGCUCGGUGAGCAGACCAUCUUCUAGGCCUCCUCGCCUUCUUGGUUGCCAUCGCCAUUUUCUUGGCAACCCAGCAAGGUGCUUGUAAAUUACACAUCGUCCAUGAGUGAUUCGAGUGUUGUAGAAAGGUGAAUGAGGCUUCGAGUUCUUGAUGUUUCAGACGCCAUUAGCCGUUCAGUUGUACCAUACAAUGUGUCGUCCAAUUUGAAAGGAGGGUGUUAGUUUUGCUCUCUCAAAUCAGACAUAAAUCAAAGAUGACUCCUUUAUAGGAGAUUAAUAUCGUAUCUGCAAUUUCAUCGGUUUCCAGAUUUGUAAACACUCCAAAUGCAAUCCAGCCAUUGACAUGCAAUUCCACGUAAGUUCAUCAUAGACAACGGUCCUUUUCCAUG